Molecule: messenger RNA, 10021 nt
Organism: Dermacentor albipictus
Lineage: Eukaryota; Metazoa; Arthropoda; Arachnida; Ixodida; Ixodidae
Product: glutamate receptor 1-like
Biological process (GO): synaptic transmission, glutamatergic; modulation of chemical synaptic transmission; monoatomic ion transport
Cellular component (GO): postsynaptic density membrane; plasma membrane
Molecular function (GO): transmitter-gated monoatomic ion channel activity involved in regulation of postsynaptic membrane potential; glutamate receptor activity
Source: RefSeq, a predicted model, not a curated record
UACAGUCGCCCAAAUCUUUAACUGGUGUGCGGGAGCGGCGACUUUUCCGGGCGUCAGCGCCGUAUGACGCGGCGAGGCUGGAAACAGCCUAGUAGACGAUGGGCCCAGCUGAGCGCGCUUUGUCCGCAUGCGCUUAGCCUCAGACUGUUUCCAGCCUCGCCCCGUCAAACGGCGCUGACGCACGGAAAAGUCGCCGCUCCCGCACACCAGUUAAAGAUUUGGGCGACUGUACGUGUUUGCAACGACAGCAGCACGGCCACGACCACAUUGAAGAUGAUCGCAUUGGCGGCAUAACGGCACGACUUCUACGCCCGCCGUUCGACGUGAGCUUACGACGUGACAAUUCUCGGCUUCUACGUAGGUAGUGGCCGAGCGUAGGCGACGGGAAACACGGAUUGUGACGUCAUCAGCGCCUGCGUGUUGUGUAAUCAACGCCUACGGAGAAUUCGUUACGAGAAGAACGUCGACGAGCCAAGAGAACCGGCCUACCACCGUCUGGACGCCGCAUUCGAAGAAGGCGACGCCGGCGCGCUGCAGUUUGGGGCAAAGCCAACGCUUGCACUCGCAUACACGCACAGAGAACGAGAGAGAGGGCAACGAAGUGGUGGAGGGGAUUCUGGGGCGAUAUUCAUGCCCCGCCAGGAGGAGCUCCGCUACGCCUACGAGCACGCCAUGGAAGUCCACAACCUCAGAGACCCUCUCUUUGGCGUCACCACGCACACCGAAAUUGUUGACUCCGACGACCCCUACCAGACCUCGAAAAAACUGUGCACAAUAAUGAAGAACGGCACCUUCUCCAUCAUCGCGCCCACCACGGCCACGUCUUACGCCACCCUGGCGUCGUACGCCAACACUUUCCGGAUGCCCUUUGUGAGCCCCGCAUUUCCACAGAUAACGGACGUGAGACCGGCGCUGUACGGGAUAAGCCUGCGACCCCGCUACCUGCCGGCCAUUGUGGAAGUGAUCAAGCACUACCGCUGGAAGAGCAUCCUGUACCUCUACGACUCUGACGAUGGCCUGCUGAAACUGCAGCACCUAUUCCAGCUGACGACAGACCGGUACCACCUGGAGGUGAAGGUUGUCACGCGCGUGCAGAACGCGUCCGAUGUGCACCGCUUUCUGCGACGUCUGGAGGACCGCGACCGCGAGUCGCGCAAGUACGUCGUGCUAGACUGCAGCGCCGAGACGACGCGCCAGAUCAUCAUCAGCCACGUCAGGGACCCGUUCAUGGGGCGCCGAAACUACCACUUCCUGCUCACCAGCCUUAUUAUGGACGAAUUCCAAAACAAUCCAAGCCUGGAGUUUGGCGCCGUCAACAUCACCGGUUUCCGGCUAGUCCAGAACACAACGCCUCCUUACAAAGAAGUCUUUACAGAGCGCAUCUCUAAGAUUCCUUGGCCAGACCCUAAGAAGAAGAGAAUAUCGGCCGACGCGGCCCUCAUGUACGACGGUGCCAAGGUGCUUCUGCACGCCUUCAAGCAGCUCCUGCGAGACUACCCGAGCAUCUUCAGCAAGAACUUCAGGCGCGGCGAGGUCUACAAUAACAACACCCGAGGCAUCGACUGCCGCCGCGAGAAGGUCAUGCCUUGGGAACACGGCGAAGAGAUCGCCAAACGCAUUCGCUCGACGAAGAUCAAAGGGCUGACUGGAAACGUCAGUUUUGACGACCGAGGCUUCCGAGUCAACUACACCAUCGACGUGGUCGAAAUGACAAUAAACAGCGAGAUGGUAAAGAUCGCCGAGUGGUCGGACCUAAAAGGGCUCAAGCUUUCGUCGCCGAAGUACCGUCGAGUCUACCAGGACACGGGCUUCGAGAGCAACAAGACCUACAUCGUGACCAGCAUUCUGGAAGAGCCCUAUCUGAUGUACAAGAAGCCCGAGCCGGGCCAGGUGCUCACGGGCAACGACGUGUUCGAGGGCUACUGCAAGGACCUGGCCGACCUCAUUGCCGACAACCUCAAGUUCAACUACACGCUUAAGCUGGUCAACGACUCGAAGUACGGUGGUCAAGACGCCAACUCGCAGGCCGGAUGGAACGGGAUGGUCGGCGAGCUCAUUCGCCAGGAGGCCAACAUGGCGAUCGCGCCUCUGACCAUCACCUCGGCCCGGGAACGGGUGAUCGACUUCACCAAGCCCUUCAUGUCGUUGGGCAUCAGCAUCAUGAUCAAGAAGCCCAUGAAAAAGAAGCCCGGCGUGUUCUCCUUCAUGAACCCGCUGUCGCGCGAGAUCUGGAUGUGCAUCAUAUUCGCCUACGUGGGCGUCUCGGUGGUGCUCUUCCUCGUCAGCCGGUUCUCGCCGCGCGAGUGGCGCUACGAGGAGACCUUCGUGGGGCCCUCGGUGUCCAACGACUUCUCGCUCUACAACAGUCUCUGGUUCUCCCUGGGCGCUUUCAUGCAGCAGGGAUGCGACAUCUGCCCCAGGUCCGUGUCGGGCCGCAUGGUGGGCAGCGUUUGGUGGUUCUUCACGCUCAUCAUCAUCUCAUCGUACACGGCCAAUUUGGCCGCCUUCCUGACCGUCGAGCGGAUGGUGACGCCCAUCAACUCGGCCGACGACCUCGCCAAGCAGACCGAGGUCGAGUACGGCACGUUAUGGUACUCCUCCACGCAAGAAUUCUUCAGGAGAUCAAAAAUAGCAGUCUACGCCCGCAUGUGGGAGUUCAUGAACUCCAACAGCCGGGUGUUCACCUCGUCGUACGAGGAAGGCAUUCGGCGCGUGCGCGAGUCCAAGGGCAAGUACGCCUUCCUCAUGGAGUCCACCAAGAACGACUACAUCAACGAGCGCCAGCCCUGCGACACCAUGAAGGUGGGCGGGAACCUGGACGCCAAGGGAUACGGGGUGGCAACACCCCUCGGAUCUACACUCAGGGACCGCCUUAACCUGGCCGUGCUGACUUUCAAAGAGAACGGAGACCUGGCGCGCCUCGAGAACAAAUGGUGGUACGAUAGGAGCGAGUGCAAGACGGGCGACAGCAAGGAGUCGACACAGAACGAGCUGACGCUGAGUAACGUCGCCGGAUGCUUCUACAUUCUCAUCGGUGGCCUCGUGCUAGCUAUGGUGGUGGCCCUGCUUGAGUUCUGCUAUAAGUCGAGGCUGGAGGCAUCCAGAUCUAAGAUGAGCAUGUACGACGCCAUGAAGGCAAAGGUCCGCAUGUCAAUCACAGGCACGCAGAAUGGAGACCGCGGCAUAGACCAUGGAGAGCGAGGAAGGCUCUAUAAUCCGGCGCCUAACCUAGGUCAAGUUGACGGCUUCGGGGAGUACCCGGGAGUCAACACGCACACUCAAGUCUAAAACUGCAAGUUUCUUUUUGGCACGGUGUCACGCAAGAACGCUAAGCGCGCGUGCGCACAGAGCGAUUCCGGGAGCGUGUUCUCGCGCGAGUACGAUGAGACGGCGAAAAAGAGAUCGAUCCGAGACGCCUGGACCGCCUCCGGCGUCAACGACAACGGGAGCAACCACCGUGCCAUGAAGCGACGUGGGCUGCGUCUCCUUCCCCGGGAUCCCUCACCGUUUGUGUGCGGGGGACACUCUCGGGGCUCGUCGUGUAUGCGUGAAUGUGAAUGCUUUCUCACGCGUUGGCCGUUGGGACCACUUAUAUUCCUCGGCGCUAAAAGAAACUCCUGUUUGUUGGCUGCGUUUCAUUGAUUUGUUGUUUCCUGUUUCACGAUGGUCGCGAAGUGCUCAAGGGUUCUUACUUUGCUUGUUUUUCUCUUAUGUACCCUAGUAACAUGCUGUCCAUACAAUUAGAAUUUGUGUGUCGAUCGUCGAUUCCCAUCACCUCUUCGUUCCUUCCUUUCUCUCUUUCUUUCUUUCUUCCUUCCUUUCUUUCUUUUUCUCUUUCUUUCUUUCUUUCUUUCUUUCUUUCUCUCCUUUAUCAUUUUUUUUAUUUUAUAUUAUUUGUUUGCGUGAGUCAGCGUUGGUAUUCUGCAAAUCAACAAAAUUGUGGGAUACACGAACAGCACAAACUGCUCAACUUGUUCUAGCAAGGUGUCUCAGUUUCAAAUUGUUCUCUGGGAAUUAAAAUAUGAAGAAAAAAGAACAUGUGGGCCCAAAUUCCCGCGUGCGUAAACAAAGAAUCGCAGCCUUUGAGCAUUACGUGCGUAGCCUUAGCAUGAUCUUAACGUGCAACUUUUUUUUUUAAAUCCCGCCUUUUUAUCAUGCUUAGGACGUCCAGGGUCUGUAAUUUACUUUGACAGUUGAGAUAACAAUGGCUGACAUAGGCGAAGGCCAGAAAUAAACAUGAUAUCGCGCUAUUGAACCCCUUCUGUUUGUUAGUUUCUAUCAUUCUGACAGCGCGCAUUCCCGUUUCGGCGUGCUUAUUCGCCGGAUGACGCUAUCAGGCGCUUCACGCCAUCAUAUUCACGCAAGCGCUCUUUACAACCAUAGCAAAACAGGCAUUUUUGUAUCCAGACUUUUUUUAGUUGUCCCGUGUUUUUUGUGGCAUUUAUAAUUAUGCAUCGAUACCAACAAGCCUAGUUUUAUACCUUGCCACCGAAGGGAUCUGAUGUGGAAUAAGGCAGUCUCGUGAAGCUCGCACAUUUAGGAGAGGCCCUCUUCAGCUAAUUCUGCUACUGACAAUUUGUAUUUCUUUUGUUUAUUCUAGCUUCAUUAGACAGUUGAUGACAUCGCAACCAUGGGAUGGGAUCUCGAUUUUUUAAGAGCGCUACAAACAAUUGAUUACAUUUCUUUUAAUACGACCGGUUCAAACCGAGCACCGAGUGGCAUAAGAUAAGCUGAGCAGCAGUACUUGUUACACCGCGAGAAACCAAAGGUGGCGUUUUUUUGUCAUUUACACGUAAGUAGUUAAAGCAGAUACACGGUACAAGAGAGAGAAAAUAAUGCAGAGAAAGGCAGGGAGGUUAACCAGAGGUAGUUCCGGUAGGCUACCCUGCGCAGGGGGAAGGGUUAAGAGGGAUAAAAAGAGAAACAGAGUAGAAGGGGGAGAUAGAAAGAAAGGGAGACAAGCACGAACAAAGCGCGUACACUACAGAGCACUACAGAGCAGUAGUGCUGAGAGGAGGACAAGUAAGAGUGAAAAGAAGAGUAGGAAAAGAGACAGUUAUUUGCAGUGUUAAAAAAAUAAAGGUUGCACGAGAGGGGUUGCCACGUGCACGGUCAGUUCUACCCUUGCAUGGCUUCAGGCGGUGCGUGCAAUUUAUGUACCCAGAUCAGGCCUAUUGCAGAGCCGUAUACGCUGCUUCCUGUUUCACGCAGCUUCACAAGCGCCCACUAAAGGUACAUUUUCCUUUCCUUUCUUUUCUUUUUUUUCUUUUCUGUUCUGUACGCUAAUUUUAUGUGUUGGCCGUGUCCCACAGUUCCCAUCGCCACAUGGUAAUUGUUAGAAAUCGUUCACGUUUUCUUUCUCUGUGUGUGUUUACAUGUUCCUUUUUAGCACAUGUCUGUCUGAAAACAAUGCAGGGAUUAUGAGCUAUAUUUCCCCAGAGAAUGUUCAGCACUGCUGCAUUUACUUAUUUCUAGAGGAUAUGAAGGCAUCUCAACUGUCCGGCACCCUGGAAAAGUGGUGUUCGCCAGUUGUGGAAAGCUCCACUUAUUGCUUGCGCUGUGUUAAAGUUACGCGCUACAAGAAGGUUAAUGACAAUUGACGAAAAAAAUUUUUACGCGAGAUGACUCCGAAAUCCGUGAUAUUUGAAGAGAGCGUGCGUGUUCAAACUGAAAAAUAUACGCUAUAUAUAACUCCGAUUAUUGAAAAAAAAAAUCCCGCGACGCACGCGAUGGACACUUACUCUUUACUCCUAAGUCGCAAAAAAUGAGAUUUCAUUUCGCUGGUUGCAAAGUAUGCCUCACUGCAUUUCAUAUUGUAUGUGGAUGUUCUUUUCGUAGUGUUAUUUUUCUGUUCCUUGCUUCUGAAAAAUAUACCGCAGACACAUUUCCAAGAUAUUUCGUAGCUUCGUGUAACCCCCAAUCAGCUCUAGAUAUCUAUUACAAUUCCCUGCACAUUGUAAUUUUCUUUCAUCGUGCAUAGUCCCCUAUCUGCACCUGCCCCGUUGACCGUGCUUGUUCCGCGACAAAAUUUCUUGUGAGUAUGCGUAAGAAAGAGAAAUGUAAGAAUACCCGCGCUUUUAUACAGCCGCUCUUGAUUGUCUGUACGGGCAUCAUGGAGUGCUUGGCACGUCGUUGCAACGUGCUUAUGUUUACUUCAACACAGAGCCAACUGGAACAAAGGUGUUUUUGUUACCCAUCUCGUCGGCAAGUUGCUCGCCUCCAUGGUUAACAAACGUAGCACACACUCUACUCCCUCGCAAUGCUUAGAGUUUGGUCAAUCGCGUUUGUAGGAUAGAGGCAAGCAAGUGCGCGCUGCAUACACUCUUAAGAACCAUGGGGUGCUGGCGAGUCCUGCGGCGAGACUUCCUAAUUAUUCCAGUGCUGUCAACUUCCUCGAUCGGAAGUAAUAUGCGGGGUACAUAUCUGACUUCAUUUUCAAGAAUGUUCCACUCCCCAACGGUGUUAUUUCACGUUGAUUAUGCCCAGUGAAGUUAACGUACACUCUACCGCGAAGUCACAUGGCCUCUCGAGCUUGUUGAAGGCCUACUGGCACUUAUUUACGUAGUUGUGUAAACCUCACCGCAGGCGUUGCCCAAGUAUAGAAGGAUCAAAGUUGGCAAGUAAAGAUGUUGGAAAACAUAACGCACUUUAAUUUGAUACUAAAGUCGUAUCGCAAUGCCGGACCUGGAGUCAUCGUCAAGACACAGAGCGAGAUUCGCUGACGUCGUGUACCAAUAAGGAUAUGUAUGGUCAUGUCACUAAAGAGUAAUAAUAAACAAGGGUUGUGCGCGCGCUUCACGUUUCGCUCGCUUGUAGCAGACGCAGCGAUCACAAGAAUGUAGAGAGCCAGUGUAUCGUGACACCAUGACACACGCACGUCCUGAAUAGUGAAACCGAAACUAUGCUCUCAUUCGCAAAUAUCUCUAGGUUACAGGUCAAUAGCCAAGAACAGUCACGAACAAAAGCGUCUGUGAACUCGGCCCCGGCUUCGUAAAAAUAUGUAUCAUAGCAAAGUAUUUAGGGUGCUCUAGCUCUUACCAGUACUUUUUCUUAACAUUAAGAUGGUUUGAACUUCCACGCAAACAAAAUAAUGACGAGUUGAAAAUCUCUUGUCGGUACUCUUUUAUGUAUGGAACAAGCAGCUAGUGCCGCCAAAGGGUUUGCCCGCGCUCUCUUGGUUCGUAGUGUGUACGCGAAACUUAAGUAUCGCAGAGCUUCUAUCACGGUUGCGCUCUUGUGCUCGUGCGUGCAUGUGCGUGUAUGAGUGUAUGUUGUUACAUAGCAAGUUUAUGCCACUAGUGUAAUAAUAAGCGUCUGUUUUUAACGUUGUUCAGUAACCAAAACAACUCCGCGGUGCUUCGACAUGACACCAACAUAUCCUCCAAUGCACAGUGAACAAAAUAUUGUACAGCGAGUUCGUGUACUCUUGACCCUCCUCCGGCUGCCGUCGGAUGGUCCCACGUGACCCCGACGAAAGCGUGUAGUGCAGACAAGGCCACCGUUGUAAAUACUACCAUCGCUGUUUUUCACGAGUUGUUGCCGUUGUCCCCAGCCACCCAUUUUUAACGUGGUGCCCACACCUUCUACUCCGUGUAUAGCUCGUGUAAGACAUCACGUUGCCUUCGUGAAAGCUUCCCAGCGUCGCUGGUUCAUUUCCACUCACCCGCCAUGCCUGUCUCAAAAACUGUAUGAGUAAGCGAAAGUGCUAAAAAAUUCUAUAUAUACAACUUACAUGCAGAAAGCCCCAGACAAUGCAUGACAAAUCUUCCUUUCGACUUCACGCUUGUCAAGUCAUACCUUAGAUCAUGCAAACCAUUCAUUUAGCAGAGACUGUUAUCUUUGUGUGGCAAUGGUUCCAUUUACCCAUGCGCGAGUCCUUCCACGUGUUGUGUACCCUUGUGUGGAGCUCAAAUGUUUACCACAAGAUAUAACGUAAGAUUAACAAGUGGCAUUCUUCUUAUCAUGUUUACUUAUAUAGCGACUAGAAAAAAAAACGAGAGAAAGAAACAUACAGGUGAAACGUCUUGUCAUGCUGCACAUGCCCAUCCAUGACUCAGCUGUAUGUAACCAAACGUAGAAAGUGCUGUUGAAACAAUAAUUUCUUCUCGAUUUCCUAAUCACUUUAAUUUCCUGAGUCACUCGAAGCUCUGAAGUUAUGUGCGUCACUCCCGGUUUUGUACGUGUUCACGCGUGUUGCGCAGCCGGAUUAGGUCACUGUUUAUUUUUAUUUUGUUUCUCCGAGAAAUGAGUGUGUAAUACGAAAGCAGUCAUAUGACAUGCAGGCACUCUCACACUGCUGAGAUAAUAAAUGCAGAGUGCAGUUGGCACGGAAGGAGGUUGGAAUCCAAGUAUGGUGUUUGUGGUUGUGUUUUACCUCUGAUCCAGUUAAUAAAGCAAAGAAAGGCUCGUAAUACACGAGGUGUUAGGAGGCUUUGAAGGUUUGUGCUUAAGCAAUCAAGUCAGUAAGGUGAUUUCAGUGGCAUGAGGUAUGUUAUUUCAUUCGAACACAAUCCUGGCAGAAUCAGUGAAGGGCGCGGGCAGCUUGCUAUCGACAGCAAAGGAUUGGGGUCCACGGCGGUCAUGGAAACAAGAAAUUUAUUUGCAGAUAGAAUAUGUACCCAAAAUUAUCUUCAAAAUAAUCUAGCGCUGCCGUGAAAUCUACUAGACGGCCUCUAGCACUCUAGACCGCUUCUGAGAGUGCGAUCGAGACUGAGCAGACAACGCUUAGGAACGCGCGCUUGCGCGUGUUUUCGCUCCUGCUUGACUCGCGCUAUCUCUAGCGCUCACUCAGUGCUGAAUUACUCUGAAACAAAGUAGACGCGCCCUUUUCUCCCACUUUCCUUUUUUCUCGCGGGUGCUACUAUGACAAUUUUAGGCUCCGCGCUCAGGUCGGUCAAAUUUUUCGUUUAUGCUGGUUAGCGUGGUCCGUAAGCUUUUGCUCGCGAUAGUUACACACAUGGCAACUGACAGCACACCCGCAAUCCACACAGUUUUUCCGUGCCCACCGUUCGCCGUUCGCUCACGGAGGCCGCACGUGCAGCCCUCAAUUACCACGUGUGCGAGGAGGGUGCAAGAGAGGCCAAACAAGAAUGCACCCAAUUUAACUGCGGGUCUGCUCACGUCACCUCACGUCCGCACGUCACAUGCGAUGAGGGUGGACUAGUAGAUGACGUGCGGAAUCUGGCUCGUGGCAUCCUUGAGUUGUGCUAAGAGCGCAGAACGACCUUUUUUUAUAACGUUACAAUAUGUUACCUAAACGUUUAUCUCCGAGAGACGGGUCUGAGCCGUAGUCGGGAAGAGGCAACGCGAAAGCAACGGGAAAGCGGCAAGCGUCACCUGCGUCCGAACGCAGCGCAGACGUCGUCUACAGAAAUAGGUUAGAUAGGAAAAAAGGCGAACCAGGAUAACCUGCGACACCCGUUGGCGUGUUUUGUGACUGCGCUUGUUUGCUAUGUGGACAAAUUUCGAAAUGUUUAAGACAUGAUAUAUGUGGCGACGGUCUAGCUUCGCCAUGGCGUCACGGUUAUACGCGCGAAGCGAUCACCCUCCACAAACUUGGCAUCAGCUGUCGGGAGCGAAGGUGCUCAGUACCGGCAAUUCCAGCCCAGUCCUCAAUGUCUUUCUUUUUUCUUCUUCUUUUUUUUUCUUCUGAAAGAGUACAAACCGCAUAGAUGAGAAAUUGCACAUGACACUUGACGAUGCCGGACCUUCUGUGAAAUGUUGUUCAGUCGUGAUUAGAGCACGAGACUUGCUACGAGAGAAUCGUACGGUGAGCCUUCGUAGCUAACGAUAAAUCAAUGUCGCGAAGCAUUGUUCUGUACCAUUGUUGUCGUAACAAAGAAAAAGUAAGAGAGAGACAAAGCCGGGGCACACCACGGACCAAUCUCGUCGAGGCAUUGUGAUGACAAGAAGCUGCCCCGCAAUGCGUGUCCGCAGCAGGUCUCGACAAUUUGUGAACGCGAGUUUCCUUGGAGUCCACUUCAGUGGAGGUGCAGUGGUCAAUAAACUGUUAUUUCCAAAA